ACAUCUAUGGAGUUGGACGUCUGGUUUGGAAAAGAAUUUCCGUUGACGAGCUUAUUCGGCACUCAAGGAUCUUCGGAACUAUAUGGAGGAUCCUGCUGUUCCUGAGAACGUGCAGCCGAGUGAGAUAAAAUUUCUGGAUACGCUUCGCUUGAUGAAGGCAUCGAUCGCACAAAAGCUAGAGCCAGUUCGGCAAAAGCUGGAACCGGCCAAAGCUAAAGUGUCUGAACUUCUCAAUAAGAUUGACAAGGUGCUCCGGACAAAGUUCUUUAUCCAGCGAACGAGGCUUUAUCAUCUUCAGCAAAUUUUGCUUAUAGGCAUCAAGUACAAGGCUGUACGCGAUGAGAUUUAUUGCCAGAUUUGCAAACAGACUACUCUCAACCCAGCCAGAGUAAGUGAUGCAAGGGGCUGGCAAGCAAUGGCAGUUUGUGCUGGCACGUUUCCACCCUCUGAGAAGUUCAGACCUGUACUGGAGGAGCAUCUUAAACAAAUUGUGGAUGGAAUUGUGGGAGGGAUGCCCGAUCAAGAGAAGGCUAGAUCGAUGGCACUAUACUGCUUAAAUCGGCUUCGAAAAAUUUGCCGGGUUGGAGCACGGCAAGUAGCUCCGUCUUCAGAAGAGAUUCUAGCUUCUGAGCACAUGCAUGUAACUUCUAUUAGCGUUGCCAUUCCGGGGGGACUUGCUCAGGUUGUGUCCAUGGAUUCAAUGACCACUGGAGGAGAAGUCACUGCCGAAAUUGCAGCAAGACUUGGUUUGCCAGAUGUUGGCUUUUAUGGUAUCUUCAUAGUAACAAAUGGAGUUGAACGAUUUGCUGGAACACAUGGACUUCUGUCCGAGUCGUAUACGGAAUGGAACGUAGGCCCCUUCCCAGAACUGGAAGAAGAAGUGCAAGCAUUCAGACGGACACGGCACUUCCUCGUGGACCACUGUGCUCAGUGCCUAUACAACAUGGACCCGGACUCGGUGCUGGGCAGAGACUUGAAACAUGGCAUCUCAGCUAUGGAACAUUUGAAGGAGAAGGAAAUGCAGGAGAAAGCAGCCAGAGAAGCGAAAGAAACGGAUCCUGAGGAGGAGGAAAUCAGGGAUGCUGAGCUCAGGAGAUUGUUUGCUGACGUGCAUCUCCUAUUCAAGAGGAACUGGUUUCCUGUUGAAGGCACUGCUUCGUCAGAUUCAGUUCGGGCAUUCGAGUACGCUCAAGCAACGUACGAUGUGGUACACGGCCUAUAUGUCAUCGAAGAAGCUGAUGCGGUGAUGCUAGCAGCACUACAACUGCGCGCUGAGCAUGGCUCUUCUACUGAUCUCGACAAGUAUCUCACUGUACAGACUGUGGAGAACUAUGGUCCCAAGGAGUACGUCACAGGCUAUGAAAAGGCAUGGCGGAGUGCCAUUCUAAAGAAGGUCGCGACCUUGCCAUGGGAAGUGGAUGUCAACGUUUGCCGGAAUGACUAUUUGGCUUUUUUGCGCAGUCGAUGUCCUCUCUAUGGAUCUUCCUGGUUCUACGUAGUGCCUAAAGCUUGUCCACAGUUCCCUAGGGAACUGUACUUUGUGUUGAAUCUUUCUGGUGUUCACUUCGUGGAUAUCCCACUCAAGGAAAAAUUAUUGCAUUUGAGAUACAUUGAGCUCUGCAGCUGGGGUUACUCGGACUCUUCCUUUUCUUUAGUUACCGGAAACAUGAGCUACAACAUGGAGUUUCGUCUUGGAACAAGAAAUGGAAAAGAAAUCGCAAAAAUCUUGCAGUACUUUGUGCAACACACAGAACUUUGAUCUCUGAUUUUAUUUUUGUUUUAUAUGUGUGAGUGCAUAGAAUACUGAAAUGUAUAUAUUUGAUUAUCCUAAAUUUAUAUAUAGG
Selaginella moellendorffii is the source of this 1844-nucleotide messenger RNA. RefSeq names its product myosin-I heavy chain. The coding region runs from base 83 to 1759 and encodes 558 amino acids. The record is from RefSeq and is a predicted model, not a curated record. The transcript is spliced from 13 exons. Lineage: Eukaryota; Viridiplantae; Streptophyta; Lycopodiopsida; Selaginellales; Selaginellaceae. Gene Ontology annotation, cellular component: cytoskeleton.